Molecule: messenger RNA, 952 nt
Organism: Hevea brasiliensis (rubber tree)
Lineage: Eukaryota; Viridiplantae; Streptophyta; Magnoliopsida; Malpighiales; Euphorbiaceae
Product: late embryogenesis abundant protein At1g64065
Exons: 1
Coding region: 96-764 (222 amino acids)
Source: RefSeq, a predicted model, not a curated record
AAACACUUGUUGUUUCAACCACCUUCAAGCGCACUACCGCUAGUACCUCCACAGCCUUAGAUAAUCAUCAUUUCCCUUCUUUCCAAUCACCGGCCAUGGUGGAGCACGAGCAGGUGAAGCCCCUAGCCCCGUCUGCAGACCGCAUAAGCAGCGAUGAAGAAGAAACUGCCGCUCUCCACUCGAAAAAACUUCGUCGCAGAAAAUGCAUCAGAUGCUGUGGAUGCAUCACAGGGGUGCUGCUCGUUCAUGUCAUCGUGAUCGUGAUAUUAAUUUUCACUCUUUUUCGCGUCAAGGACCCUUCAAUUAGAUUGAAUGGUAUGACAAUGACUCGGCUAGAGCUAAUCAACAACACCAAGAUUCCAAAGCCAGGGGUGAACAUGUCCUUGAUUGCUGAUGUAUCAGUGAAGAAUCCCAACAUAGCAUCUUUCAGGUAUAGUAAUACUACUACAGCUCUUUACUACUAUGGAGAGGUCGUCGGAGAGGUUAGAGGCCCGCCAGGUCGCGCAAAGGCCCGGCGGACUGUGCGGAUGAAUGUGACGGUUGAUAUAAUCACUGAUAAGCUGAUUUCCAAUCCUAAUCUAAGUACUGAAAUGGGUACGGGACUGCUCACCAUGGAUAGCUACUCAAAAAUUCCAGGGAGGAUGAAACUGCUGAAUAUUAUUAAGAAGCACGUUACUGUGAAGAUGAAUUGCACUUUCACAGUUAAUAUUACCACAGGGGCAAUUCAUGAGACUCGGAAAUGCAGGAAAAAGGUUGACCUCUAGUGGUAUGGUUUAUAUGGUUGCCUCUUGUUUUGUGUAUUUUUGUGGAUUGUGAGCUCUGAGAUAUAGGCAUGUGUAGUUUCCUGUUUAUGUAGGAUAUAUUUCUUUGAUCAUCUGAUACUAUAUAUAUCCAUCCAUGUAUUGGAUUUUUCAUUCAGUUGAUUUACGAGAUUUCAUCUCUAUUGCUCGAA